Papaver somniferum (opium poppy) is the source of this 3279-nucleotide messenger RNA. RefSeq names its product probable leucine-rich repeat receptor-like protein kinase At5g49770. Gene Ontology annotation, biological process: protein phosphorylation. The record is from RefSeq and is a predicted model, not a curated record. The transcript is spliced from 19 exons. Bases 302 to 3187 code for a protein of 961 amino acids. Lineage: Eukaryota; Viridiplantae; Streptophyta; Magnoliopsida; Ranunculales; Papaveraceae. Gene Ontology annotation, molecular function: protein binding; protein kinase activity; ATP binding.
AUCAUGAAAUUACCAGCUACAUAUUGUGUUUUCAAAUCUUUAUUAUUUGGUAUAGCUUUCAAGCUGCAUAGAAAAUCUGGUGAGAAAUUACAAUCUUUGCUUGAAAAUGAUUUUGAAUAGCAAGUGGUGGAGUAGUAGGAGAAAUGACACUAUUUGACCCUUUAUAUUCAACCCAAUGAUGCUCUGCUGAGGGUGAGGGGACUCAGUUUAGUCUGUUGUAUCAAAACAGAUUAGAAAAUUAACUCCUAAUUGAGGUUGAAUUUCAUUUUUUUUUUUGGAUCCUUGGGUUGUUUGAAUAACAAUGAUGGGUCGAGGAAUUCUGCUCUUUUUGCUUGUUCGGUUAUUCCAGUUCUUGGUUGUAGAAGCAGCAACGGACCCUCACGAAUUUGCAGUUCUGAGGUCCUUAAAGAUUCAGUGGGAGAACAUUCCACCCAAUUGGGUUGGCUCGGAUCCUUGCUCAGAAGGUUGGGAAGGAAUUGUCUGCACAGAUUCACGCGUUAUCUCUAUUCAAUUAUCUACCAUGGGUCUGAAAGGUCAGCUCUCUGGGGACAUUGGGUCUCUUUCUGAGUUGCAAUCUUUGGAUUUAUCGUACAACCCAGGACUGACUGGCCCCCUCCCACCAUCAAUUGGGAAUUUGAAGAAGCUGACAAACUUGAUCCUUGUUGGCUGCGGUUUCUCUGGUCCAAUUCCAUCUGAAAUAGGAUAUCUGCCAAGACUAGUCUUUUUGUCUCUAAACUCUAACAGAUUCAAUGGAAAUAUACCUCCUACCAUUGGCAGCCUAUCUAGUCUUUAUUGGUUGGAUCUAGCUGAUAACCAACUUAGUGGCAGCAUUCCUGUCUCCAGCGGGAACACUCCUGGUCUAGAUAUGCUAACCCGUACUAAGCAUUUUCAUUUCGGCAAGAAUCAGCUUAGUGGCGUCAUCCCACCUCAACUUUUCAGCGCAAAUAUGAAUCUUAUACAUGUGCUUUUUGAAGAUAACAAACUUACUGGAAGUAUCCCUGCAACUCUUGGACUUGUGAAAACUCUGGAGGUUGUACGUCUUGAUAGAAAUUUGUUAAGCGGGAAUGUCCCUACAAAUCUCAAUAAACUUAUCGGCGUUAGCGAGCUGCAUUUGUCCAACAAUGAUUUCGUUGGCCCAUUUCCAGAUCUAAGUGGAAUGCUAGUUCUCAAUUCUGUGGACUUGAGCAACAAUAGUUUUGCAGUGUCAGAUUUCCCACCAUAUUUCUCAUCCUUAAAGUCCUUGACUACAUUGGAGGCAGAGAACACAAAUCUUAAAGGAGUACUCCCUCCUACUCUGUUUACACUCCCACAGUUGCAGACUUUGAAUCUAAAGACGAACCUGUUCAAUGGCUCCCUGGAUAUUGGUAGCAACUUCAGUGACCAACUGGAGCUUGUUGAUCUGCAGAAUAAUUCUAUUACAGGUUAUAUUGAAAGAGGUGGUUACCCUAACGAGUUACGACUCAUGGGUAAUCCAGUUUGCGGCCCAUCAGCAACAGCAAAAUUCUGUCGACUUGCAGUACACUCAUCUCCUCCAUAUUCAACUCCCCCUAAUAAUUGUGUACCUAGUCUCUGUCCUAAUGGCCAAAACAGCAGCCCGAACUGUCAAUGUUCAUACCCUUACAGUGGCACCAUAUUCUUCAGGGCCCCAUCUUUCUCAGACUUGGAAAACGCCUCAUAUUACACUUCUCUCCAGAGUUCACUUCAGGCAUCAUUUACGACAAACAAAGUUCCGGUGGAUUCGGUUUCUCUUAGUAACCCAAAAAAAGAUGCAGAUGAUUACCUUGAAGUGAGCUUGCAAGUAUUUCCGUCCAGUAAACAAAGUUUUAGUCGAUCGGAUAUUGCAAAAAUGGGUUUCAUGCUCAGCAACCAAACGUUCAAACCUCCUCCAAAACCCUUUGGACCCUACUUUUUCAUCGCCUCACAGUAUGCACACUUUAGUGAAUCGUCGGGUUCAGCUGGUGGAUCGAAGAAGAUGAGUCUAGGGAUAAUUGUUGGAGCACCAGUUGGUGGAUUUAUACUCCUGACCCUGAUCUUUGUAGGAGUAUAUCUAUUUUGUAGAAAGAGAAGAGUGAAAACAGAUACUGAGCGCAGGAAUGUCUCCGAGCCACGUCAGUCCGGUGCAACAUCUUGGGAUCCGACAAAAAGCAGUGAUAUUUUUCCUCAGCUAAAGGGACCAAAAGUCUUCUCUUCUAAUGAGCUUCGUAAAGCCACAAACAACUUUUCAGAGGCCAAUGACAUUGGAUCUGGAGGCUAUGGAAAGGUUUACAGAGGGACCCUUGCCUCCGGGCAAUUGGUUGCAAUUAAAAGAUCUCAGCCAGGAUCUUCACAAGGUCGUAAUGAGUUCACAACAGAAGUUGAGCUUUUGUCAAGGGUUCAUCAUAAGAACCUUGUAGGCCUUGUGGGUUUUUGUUUCGAAGACAAAGAGCAAAUGUUGGUGUAUGAAUUUGUUCCAAAUGGCACUCUGAAAGGGAGCCUUACAGGGAAAUCUGGAAUCCGGUUGGAUUGGAAUAGGAGACUUAGAGUUGCUCUAGGUGCUGCAAAAGGUCUUUCUUAUCUUCAUGAUCUUGCCAACCCUCCCAUAAUACAUAGGGAUAUCAAGACAAAUAAUAUUCUCUUGGAUGAACGCUUAAAUGCAAAGGUUGCUGAUUUUGGUCUCUCCAAGCCCAUGGGCGACAGCGAGGAUGGUCAGAUUGUUACCCAAGUUAAGGGGACAAUGGGAUACUUGGAUCCUGAAUAUUACAUGAGCAACCAGUUAACCGCCAAGAGUGAUGUUUACAGCUUUGGAGUUGUAUUGCUGGAGUUAUUAACUGCACGAGUUCCAUUAGAAAAAGGAAGAUACAUUGUAAGAGAAGUAAGGGUGGCGAUGGAUAGGCAAAAAGAUCGAUAUGGUCUCAAUGAGCUACUAGACUCGGCCCUAGGAUUAACAAACCCAUUGAAAGGACUGGAACAGUUAGUGGAUUUAGCAAUGAGGUGUGUUGAAGAAACUGGUGAUGAACGUCCUACAAUGAGCGAGGCCGUAAAGGAGAUUGAAAGAAUAAUGCAGAUGGCUGGAAUGAACACGAAUGCUGAUUCUGCAUCCUUCGAUGCUACAAGUACGAGGAGUUCCCCUCAUCCUUAUCACAAUAACAAUGUAGCAUCUUUUGAAUACAGUGGUGCUUACACACCUUCAAGAGUAGAUCCCCAGUAAGUUUAAUGCAGUAGUCAGGUUGCUUCAUUCCUGAAGCUGCGAAUUUGCGAUUUGUAAAAUACAUUGUGCAGAAUGAAAACAUACAUUGGAAU